GUUCCAGCCUUAACGGAAACAGGAGGCGGAAGUAGAGGAGACAUAAAUAAAGUCCUUUAGGGUGUACGCUCGCCGGUUGUCGUGCUUCGAAGAUGGGGAAUACGAGCAGCGAGAGGCCCGGACCCCUGAAGGGGCGACGGGACAGCGGCGGCGGAGCCGCUAAAGGGGAAGACAGGGCAAAAAUAUUAAUGGACAGCCCAGAGGACGCUGACAUGUACACCACUGAGGAGAGCAAGGCCCCCAUGGAAAAAGAUGAAUUUUUGGCAUGGCAGCAUGAUUUAGAAGUAAAUGACAAAGCUCCGACUCAGGCUCGACCAACAGUUUUUCGGUGGACUGGAGGAGGGAAAGAAAUUUACUUGGCUGGGUCAUUUAACAACUGGGGGAAAAUCCCUCUCAUAAGAAGCCACAACAACUUUGUAGCAAUAUUGGAUCUUCCAGAAGGGGAGCACCAGUACAAAUUUUUUGUUGACGGCCAGUGGACUCACGAUCCUGCUGAGCCAGUAGUAACUAGCCAGCUUGGGACAAUAAACAAUAUCCUUAAUGUGAAGAAAACAGAUUUUGAAGUCUUUGAUGCCUUAAUGGUCGACUCGCAGAAAAGCUCUGAUGUGUCAGAGCUUUCCAGCUCCCCUCCUGGUCCUUACCAGCAAGAUGCAUAUAAUUGUAAGCUGGAAGAACGUUUCAAAUCUCCCCCUAUCCUCCCACCGCACCUGCUUCAAGUUAUUCUUAAUAAAGACACAGGCAUUUCAUGUGAUCCAGCUUUGCUCCCGGAGCCCAAUCAUGUCAUGCUGAAUCACCUUUACGCACUAUCCAUCAAGGAUGGCGUGAUGGUGUUAAGUGCUACUCAUCGUUACAAGAAGAAGUAUGUCACCACACUGCUGUACAAACCCAUAUGAGCUGCCUCCAAAGACUGUACUCAUUGAAAUUUUAAGCCUUUUUUCACUUUUUUAUAUAUUAAAUGCAUUAAAUAUUUGCGGAAUAAGCUAUAGCUGUCAGUAAUGCAUUGAGCAUUAUAUUGGUUCACAAUUCACUGUUGGAUCUAUAUUGACAGCGCUGCAGUUGUUCUAGAUCUGUCUCAAUUGCACAUUUAUUUGGCAAAAGUAGGGAUAGCAACCCUUUUUUUAAAUUAAGCUUGCACUUUCCCGGCCUAGAAAAGUGCCCUGCUGGGUUGGGCAAGGGACGGCACUAGUGAAUAGAACUGAUUUUUCAGCAAUAUUAUAUUACUGUAGAUGUUUGUCUCAGGUUGUGUGAAGAUCAAUAAUGGGCUGUAAUGCAGAUCAGAUCCCCAUUUCCCCCCCACCAUGCUUCUGCAGUGAGCCGACUGUGAGUGUGGACAUCACAGCUGUACUGUUGGUUUUACAUAGGGUUUAAGGCAACCCUACCAGUCACUUUAUUUAUUCUGUUCCUUGGUAACAUCUUUUCUCUCAACUGAAAUAAAUGACUUCUAUAAGGUAUAUCUAGGGGAAUCUUAAGUCAUUGAUGUGUUUUUCUUAAUUAUAAGGCCAUCUGCACAUAGGAUAAAACAUAAGCCACUGAGGUAUUGUGUGUAUUGAAGCCUAUAAACCCAUAUGUGUGACUUUAGGAAGGGGCAUUUAUUGUAAGGAUGGAAUGUUCUCCUCCUUUUUUUUUUUUUUUUUAAAGUGGACCUAAACUCUUCUGUCCUUUUUACAGGUAAGAAAGCUGCCAUCUUGGUCUCUAUUUGGUUUGCAGUUGCCAUGGUGCUGUGAUCUGUUCUGACACUAGCCAUUUAAUGACUUGACAGUUCAGCUGAGAGCACAAGCAACUUUGACAGUUAUCAUUCAUGGCAUGCCUUGAAUGUAACUGUUUUGCCAUUAAAUCGAUGGGAUUAGUUUCACUUUAACUCCAUUCAGUAUUUUACAUCUAUAUGUGUUUAUAAUAAUGUACAGUGUGUUUAUCUGUACACCUUUUUGGGGGGGAAAAAAAAGUAUUUAAACCUGUUUAAAAAACAAACGGUGUCUUGUUUUCAUGUGUGCAUGCAGGUGUUUGUGGAGACCUAGGCUAGCCAUAAAUGCUUUGAUUUCUCUCAUUCUGCCCAGUGUACUGAAUGAGAGAAGUCAAUAGAUUUCCCUAUCCAUGCUAAACGGUGUGUAUGCGCAAAUCUUACCUGCUGGCUAUUGUAUUCUGACAGCUACGGCUGUAUUAAUACCCAAAUAUUGACUGCACCUGCCUUCUUUUUAGAUGGGGAGAUAUAAAUAAUAGUUUUCUUUUUA
This is a messenger RNA of Rana temporaria (common frog), 2228 nucleotides long. RefSeq names its product protein kinase AMP-activated non-catalytic subunit beta 1 (gene PRKAB1). The transcript has 7 exons. The record is from RefSeq and is a predicted model, not a curated record. Gene Ontology annotation, cellular component: nucleus; nucleotide-activated protein kinase complex; cytoplasm. Lineage: Eukaryota; Metazoa; Chordata; Amphibia; Anura; Ranidae. Gene Ontology annotation, molecular function: protein kinase binding. Gene Ontology annotation, biological process: signal transduction. Bases 93 to 893 code for a protein of 266 amino acids.